Messenger RNA from Akanthomyces muscarius, 285 nucleotides. RefSeq lists its product as uncharacterized. The transcript is spliced from 3 exons. The record is from RefSeq and is a predicted model, not a curated record. NCBI's taxonomy places the organism in Eukaryota, Fungi, Ascomycota, Sordariomycetes, Hypocreales, Cordycipitaceae. Bases 1 to 285 code for a protein of 94 amino acids. Gene Ontology annotation, cellular component: extracellular region.
AUGCAGUUCAUCGUCAUUGCUUCCCUCAUCGCCAGCGUCUUCGCUGUGCCCGCCGACGUGGCCCCCCGCAACGGUGUCUGCCAGAACGGCGGUCUCUACACCAGCCCCCAGUGCUGCUCCGCCGACGUUCUCGAUGUUGCCUGCCUCAGCGGCGGCGGCCCCCCUGAGCCGCCCAGCGACGCCAACAACUUCCGCGAUAUCUGCGGCCGCAUUGGCAAGCAGGCCAAGUGCUGCGUUCUCGCCGAGGUCGCCAAUCAGGACGUUCUCUGCAUCGCCCCCGUCUAA